Messenger RNA from Acanthamoeba castellanii str. Neff, 567 nucleotides. RefSeq lists its product as uncharacterized. NCBI's taxonomy places the organism in Eukaryota, Discosea, Longamoebia, Acanthamoebidae. The transcript has a single exon. The record is from RefSeq and is a predicted model, not a curated record. The coding region runs from base 1 to 567 and encodes 188 amino acids.
AUGCAACGAGUGCCGACUGCUUCGCUUGCCCGCUCCAGCUCGAUGGGCAACCUAGCGACGUCUUCAUCUCGUGCCGCGUCCCUGCUGGCCUCGCAGCAGCGCUCCUCCUUCUCGACCUUCCUCGGCGCCGUCAACACCAACACCCUCGGCUUCCUGCGAGAAAAGCUGAUCACCCACGACCAGCCCCAGCGCGACCGAAAGCGUGCAGCGGGCAAGAAGAGCGAGGGGGUGGGCCUGGCCCCGGUGAGCCGCGACCUGUACCGCAACAUCUUCUUCAACUCGAACGAGCGGUCGGCCCUCCGCCACGUCGAGCUGACGCCUGACUACAUCCGCCUCGAGUUCAGCGAGCCCAACGAGGAGUACCGCAAGCACGCCGACCUGCUCUUCGCCUCCGAGGCCGAGCGUCGCGCCCAGGGCGUGCCCAACUGGCUCGUGCCCGUCGAGCUCCAGAACAACGAGCACUGCGGCGGCGGCGCCACGAUCCUGCUCGACAAGAACUCGGUCUACGACUCGCUCAGCCACGAGGGAGCUCGUCGCCGCUCCAGCAGGCACGUCGCGCGCCACUAG